Asterias rubens (European starfish) is the source of this 9205-nucleotide messenger RNA. Its product is annotated as telomere-associated protein RIF1-like. The record is from RefSeq and is a predicted model, not a curated record. Gene Ontology annotation, cellular component: nucleus. Lineage: Eukaryota; Metazoa; Echinodermata; Asteroidea; Forcipulatida; Asteriidae. Gene Ontology annotation, biological process: telomere maintenance. The transcript has 30 exons. The coding region runs from base 176 to 8131 and encodes 2651 amino acids.
AAUCAUGCCCGGGCAGCAAGUUCGCGGGAAAAUCCUACACACACACACGUAGGCGGACAGCGGACAUCUCUCUCAUCAACUCGUGUGCCAGUUUUUAAGAAUGUCCUAGGAUUCUACCAAACCAUUGAGGAAAGUUUUUCAUCAUCAGCCUUUCUUGCGACCUAGCCACGGAGCCAUGAUGGUCACAGCAUCUUGCAAUGAUGACCAGGAUGCUUUCCGUACCAACAAGGCACCCAUUCUCAGCCCCCUCCUUAGUACAUUAGAGGGGAAGGGGGGACCAUUGAAGGAGAAAGUGGGUGCCUACCUCACCCUGUCAGAACGUCUAAAAAGUGACAAAGAUGCCACAGUGUCCCGUGAGGUCUGCCAGCACACAGCACAGUUGACUUGCAUCGUUAGCGUUGACAUCAUGAAUGAUGAUAACGAGCUUACCCAGGCUGCAUUGCAAGCUCUUGGAUUCUGUCUUCAUCUCCCAGACAUAUCCAGAGCUUUCACCCCAGAAGAUGCCAGCACCAUUAUGAAGGCGCUUUGCAAUUCUUUGCUGAAAACCAAAGACAAGAGCACAUGCACUCGUGCCCUCUGGUGCCUGUCCAAGCAGAACUUCCCACAACAGAUCAUCCGAAGUGAGAUUUACUCGAUACUGUGUGCGUUGGAGCAUUCUUUGGUGCAGGGUGAAUUCCAGUCAAUGACUGUCGAGUAUGAGGCAGCUAAUGUUAUUAUAAGACUUCUAGAGGGACUCCCAGAUGAGAUUCCGACCCACGCAGCUCGUUGGGGUAAACUCCUCUUCCCUCUGGUCGUCCACUCUGCCCACAAGAUCCGUGAGCGUGCGGCCUACGCGAUGGAGCUCGGUCUACCAGCGUUGAUGAAGCACCAGGCAGAGAUCCUGCCCGGGUUGGUGGUAGACCUGAAGACGAACCUGGUGCCGGAGAUGCUGAAGCUGUUUGGGAAUAAAUGCGAGAUUCACGUCUUGAAGAUGUGGAGAAUCUUUGUGACUCUCCUUGGAAAGACACUGCAUAAGGGAGGAGGUUUGAUCAACUGUCUUCUCGGAGUAGUAGAGCAAGGGUUCAAAAGUGUCUCGUCUGACAUCAAGAAAGCCUCCUUUGAUUCUUGGAAGGUCCUCAUUGACAACUUCGCCAUCGAAACAGAUGUCCUAUACAAUGCAAAGAGAUUGAAACUCAUAUUGCAACCCCUGAGAGCGACCCACACUAAGCAAGAGGUUGUAGCCCAGGCUAAGCUGGACACAUGGUGGUAUCUGGUUUCCAGGCUAGGACCCAAAGCCGCUAUGAACUUUGACCAGGUUUGCGCUCCUCUUAUACAGUUUGCGCUUGCCCUCAAUACCAGCAUAAGUGGAGCAAAAUGUCCAAGCACCCCUCUGGUUUCAAAUGGUGCAGGCCUAAGACAAGGUUUUACUACACCACUUCACAGAGCAGGACCGCUGUUUUCUAUUGCCAGCCCGAAAACCCCACGUCUUAGCCUACCACCCGGUACACCUGGCAGCGCAACGCCCCCAGUGUUCAAGUCGGUCCAACUUCAGGGGGUGGAGAUGCUGGCACGUAUUCUGGGCAUGCCCAGUGAGGCUGUCGGCACGGCGCCAAAUUACAACUUCACAAUAAAUUCACUGAGCCAUCCAGUGAUCACGUCAUCCACAACUUUUAUCAAAUUGUCCACCACGUUAAUCCCAUUGGUGGGAGAUGUCGUAUGUAAUCUGGGCGACCAACUCGAAGAGGGCCUGCUUUUCCAGCUUUGGUACUCCCUCGUGAUACAUGUCAGCGACAUGGUCACCACGGCAACCAAGAAGGAUAGUGUAGAGGUGCUGACACAGUUCCUGUCGAGCCUGCAAUGCAUUGUGGGAUCAAGUGCUCUGCCUCCGCAAACGUUACUGAAAUUUCUGGAGGCCGUCAGCAAUCUGCCAAAGAAUGUAUUAGGUUCGUCGUCGUAUCACACUGGAAAUGCUGGACUGCUCCACGGAACACCAGCGUUAUUUCUCAUCGAACUGCUGCUUAGUCCAGGCAUGUUAGUCAGAGCGACUGACGAAAGGUUUUUCUGCGUGCUUGAGACAUUAAUCGACUGUGGAUUGACCGUGCCGGGAACCGUUCUUGGGUUUGCGGGCUCCGUCUUUAAUCUCGUCGACAAGGCGGCGUCUGACCUCGGCAAUAAAGAGCUGCUCUGGAGAAUCUGGAGUUGUAUUGUGUAUCCACUACUCGGCCAUAUUAUUGAGACCAAUGAAGUGAACCAGGGUGAUUCGUUGGACCAUGACUUCAGCACGAUGUAUGCCAGUCUUAUGCUCCCAAUUCAACGCCUGUUACUCAGUGAAACUGGUACCCUGCCACAGAUGACGACCAAAACGCUUCUGAAAACCUGGGCGGAAUUAUACCAGGCCUUUGCCCGCUGUGCCGCAGUGGUAACCACUGCUGACUCAAACCUUGGUUGUGAAGAGCUUUGCACAAAGAUUGUAUCAUGUUUAGAAAGUACACCACUGAACUCGCCGUUGUGUGUUGACUGUCUCGCUCAACUCCUUCAAGUAAUCUUCAACAACUUUGACUUCUCUUCUUUUACUGGCAACACGACCUUCCCAAACGCCCACACCCCUGGAGGUGGCCGUGGACGGGUUCGACCCCUUGGUAACCUUACGGCAAUAAUCAAGCUGGUUGCCAAGGUAACUGAAGAGAACCAGCGCCAGCUGAAGGCGGAGCUAUCAAAGUUCGCUGGACUUUUACAACAGUCCUCCACGUCCCAGGAGUCCUUCACAACAGUUGGCACAAUGGCAAGCAUUUUCAGCACACUCUUCACCAAUGUAUCCCAGCCCUCCAUCAUGGCCGUUCUGCUGGACAAACUCGCUACGCAUAUCUCUGGUUUCUACAACAGCACAGGACCUCUAAAAUCAACUUCCUACCCGACGUCGACGUGGCAGAAGUUAGAAAAGCUUUGGAUUGACCUCUUGACCUCAAUCCAGACUCGUUACAAUGGGCUUUACGACUCUGCGUUUCUCACCGUCGUUUCCUCCCUGCUAGAGGUUGGCUUGAUGCAUUCAAAGCGUGCCGUUAAGAACCACACUCUGGUGUUCUGGAACGCUACCUUUGCAACCACAGACACGCUGGACUACCCUGAGAGCUUGAAGGUGUGUUUGGCCAAACUGAAGGAGAAAACUCCGCUGGUCCUUCCAGGCUGGACAGACACGCAGUUUCAGAUGGUCGACGAGACGCCAGUCAGUCAAAUCCCAGAGAGCGAUCAAUCCCAGAGUCUCAUUCCUCCGCCCGUCGCCCAGACAGUCCCAAACUUUGGCGCCCCCUCCCCACAGAAGUUGCAUGGUAGCUUCUUGAGGCGCACCGCUCAAGCCGAACGUCUCGUCGAGUCAUCCUCCCCCAAGAAACACCCUUCCCCUUUUGGGAAGAUUACCAGAAGGGGUACCUCGCCUGGGAAGGGUGCCCUGAGGAACGUGGCAUCUCCCUUUGGGGCUUUAGGGAAGCGGGAUGCAUCUCCGGGAGCAAGUGGAGGUGCUGUGAGGAGGAAGUUACAUGUUGAUGAGGAGAGUAUGGGGGAGUUUGUUUUCAUUGCUCCAUCUCCCAAGAAGACCCAAGUCUUGACCGAUCAUCAGAAGGAGAUGUUAAGGACUCGACGAGUCAUCCCGGCCCUCUACAACGACCUGGAGCAGUCUCAAGACACCCAGAUGUUCUCUGAGACAUUGAGUCAGAACGAGGCAACUCAGGAAUCUCCCUUUGUAGGCCAGACUGAAACCUCAACUGGGGCCAGUCCUUCAUUACUUAAGGUUAAAAAUCAGCAAGCAACCACCACCAAGGAAGCUCCAGGGAACCAGGAAAGUGUUGAUGAAGUCUCUGAGACUCACAAAGACACACCAAACUUGACAGAUAGCAAUGAAGAAUGUGGCACUGACGAGGCUCGACAAUCUAAAACGGUGACGGAGAAGGAAGUUAACGGGGACGCUGAAAUUAGCAACGCUCCUGAGCCCUCUACGAUAAGUUUCGCCAACUUCUUGAGCAAACUCAAAGAGAAAUCUCAGGAGUCGGCACCUGUGCUGACAGAUACACCUGUUGCAACGAACAACGCAAAGGAAGAAAGCACAGCUGUGGAAGCCAAGAGCUUCACAGUGUGUACAAAGGAAAGUCUCACUACUGAAGCGGCUGAGAGUGGGUCUCCUCGUGAAAAUCAGGAGGUUUUCCUUUCAGCAGGUUUGGAUAAUGUGGAAAAUUCUGUUGAAGAGAUGGAAAUAGAUUCCUGUGAAAUGGUUGAAGGUUUGCCAACGAAGUCUGAGUCAGAUGCAGGUGUUAUUGGAGAAAGAGAAGAGAUGGAAGUCCAUUAUAGUCCAAAGGAGGAACAGCAACAAGUCCUGGCAAAAGACUCAACAGAUGAUGAGGAAGUACAGACGAAGAGGCUCGACACCAUCGAUAAAUCAGAAGAUGAUGAUUGCAUCAUCCCUGAGACCCAGCAAUCGCAAGAUGCAAGUGACAAAGUAGAUGACAAUGUUUUCAUCUCUCCCACAAAGCCUAUAAGCGGUUCAGAGCCGUCGGAGAUGAAAUUAAGCCUGACACCAAUAGUCAAACUCCAAAAGUUGAAUGACGCUGAUCUUUUGCGUCUGAGCCCAGACCCAUCCAAGUGCACAUUCUCCAAGCUUGAUAUUAACAGUAGUCCAAAGAUCUUUACAAGUAGUGAGGAAGAGCCAACUCCAAAGCGCUUUAUUUCUCGAUUACAUCGGCUCCAAACUGAUGAGUCUCCAAGAAGUACUAAGAGCUUGAAAAGAGCCUCUACCUCAAAAGCUAAGAAGGUUCAACAAGGAAGGAGGAAGAAGGGUGUCAACAAAAGUCUGCAAAGCUCUCAGGCUGAUUUGGCUGAGCUAGCGGAGAGAUUUGAGUUGGAUGGAAUCCAGCCACUUGAUGAUGAGACUGACAUGGACCAGUCAAUGGAUACGAUGACCAAUGAGAGCCAAUCAAAUGAAGCAUCAAGCAAUGAUAGCCAAAAACCUCAGGAAGAUGAACAUAAUAAAACAAGACCGAAAGGUCAACGAAAGGUCAGAGGAAAGAGAAAAAUUCAUGUGGGCGUUAUAGAAAAGAAGCCAGUUUCCCAAAUAUCGGAUGAUGUUGAUAACAUUUGCAGUGAAGACUGCUACAAUGCUGAUGAGUCUACGCUGGAUGACACUGUCAACAGAAAAGAUUCUCAGGAGUCGUUCAUUCCUACAAGAGCUCCUACAGUACUUAAGAAGCGUGGUCGCCCAAAGAAAGACAAGACAGUCCAUCUACCUUCUGCUGAGAAAGCUUCAAAUUCUCAGUCCAAGGCUGCUAUAGAGAAGACGGUUGAUGACAGUGAAAGGAAGGAAAGUCAACAAGAGUCCGACUUGGAAGAAAAAUCUUCAGCGGGGGCAUCCAGCCCACAGAAAAAGCAGCAAGAAUCCACAGCUUCAGAGCCUAAAGAUUCUUUUCCCUGCAUAGAGCCUGUCGAAGAGCAGGAAAGUCUUAAGAAAGCAUCUCCUAAUGAGAGCUCUGAUGAGAAGCAAGAAGAAUCCUCUAAAUCUCAAGAUGACGACAAAAACCUGAACAGUUGUGAUGACCUCUUUGAAAGCCCCGGCUUAACCAAAGACCUCCCUGAAGAACAAAGGGCCAAGAAUUCACAAAGUGAGUCAAAGAGCAAGGAUGAAUCAGUCAAAAGGAGUGUACGCCUCAGCCAAAAAAGAAUAAGUUCAGGGAAACGGAAGCAUCCAUGUGUAGAUUGCGAGGAUGACAGUGCUGAUGAUGAUGAGGAUAACAUUCCAUUAGCACAGAUCAAGCAUUGCUAUUUAGACAUCGACAGCCAGACGUCCGACUCGGAAGUGGAUUUCCCAAAGAAAGAUCUUGAAGCCAGUCAGGUGGAGGAGAGUUCAAAGGCCGUUGGGAAUGAAGAUUGUGAGAGCAAGGACCUUGAGAAAUCAGAACCAUUGACAAAUUUAAAAACUAAAAGGAGGGGGAAGAAACGCAGUGCGGUUUCUCAGAAGUUGAGUCCCAAGACAAGUCCAAAUACAGCUUUUGCCAAGAAGGCACUAAAGCGGGCUAGAAGGUCCCCAUCGCAUCGCAACAAGUUUUCUCCUGGGAAUCCAGUUAUUAGGAGUGCUUCUAAGGUAUCACCCAUGGCAACUAGGCUACGGGCAAGCAAGAGUCUCAGCGCCAGUGUGCCCAGCAAACCCAGCAGGAAACCAAGAAGGUCUUCAAAAGGAGAAUCGGAAACGAUUAUUGGGAAGCCAGCCAAGAAGUCUAAAUUUCAGGAGAAGUUGGACAUGGCUGGACUUGAGGAAGUUCUAGAUGAUGCCCUACCAGAAAAAAUCAAUAAUCUACUAGAGAAUUUAUCCCCUGUUGCAAGUCUGUCCAUGAGCUUGCCUCUUCCAGAAAGUAGAGGUGAGCUGUUGUCAUCAAGUCCUGUCAAAUUACAAAAGGAAGUAACUCCCAUAAAAGAUGAAGCAACUUCCGAGGUCGAACAGAAAAGUGAAAUCCCACCUUCUGCCACCGAAAAGGAGAUCAACACAGAUCAGGCAUCACUAGUUGAAGAUUACAUUUUAGACGCAGAAAAUGAAGAGAUUUUAAGCAGCAGCUUAUUGGGUUCUGAAACUGUCGAAGAGCCAACAAAAAAUGGUAUGGAGUGUCCUUUGGAUUCCUCCUCCUGCUAUUCACCUCCACGUCUGGUACCCGAGACGAUGGAUGUCAAGACGACCGAUUCCUUAGAACCUCUUAAAGAGUUGUCCUUGCCGGUAAGCAUGCCUUCGCUACUUGAGUCUCCAGUUAUCUCUGUGAAGUUUGCACCUUGUAGUCACAGCUCACCAAAUGCGCACCGAGCAGCAAAGCCGCUUUUGACCAACCAGGAUUCACCAUCGGGGUCCAUACCUUCCAUGUAUUCUCCUUCUGGGUCGCCGAGCAGUGGGAUUCUAAAGAGGAGGGACGCUUCGUCUCCGUCUCCAAGCAAUAAGUCUCGACGAGUGAGUUUUGCCGAGCCGAUCUCGGAGCACUCUCCAGUGAAGCAAUUUGCCAUGGAGAUGAUUGCCACGGAAACGGACCAAUCCAGUAAGCUCCAACGGGUGACGCAUCCGCCUUCUCCCCUUGUUACGACCACGCCCUCAAAGGUGGUUACUGUACAUUCUAAGUUCAUCACAACUCCAUCAAGACGUUCAUCCAGCAGUGGUUCGAGUUCCUCCAAGAGUCGAGUCAGUCCGAGUGGCCGACGCAUCAGCCCCGGGUCAGUACGUAGGAGGACCUCGAGGACAUUUAUCACUCCAUCAUCGGGCAGGAAGCAGUUAAGAACAAUAAGACCAAGCUCGCAAACUUCUCAGGGGGUAGUACCCUCACAAAACACCCAGCAAAACAGCCUUGAUAACAGCAUAGACAGCGACUAUGACAAUCAAGAGAGUGUGUUCCCAGAUCUUGCUGAGUGUGGCACCCCCGUGGAGAGAAUCCUACCGCAGCUGACAUCCUCAAUGUGGUCGCGAGGUCUUGGCCAGUUGGUGCGAGCCCGCAAUAUCCUCACAGUCGGCAAUCUUUGCUCCCUCUCCCCGACGGAGAUCCGAUCAUUACCGAUCCGCUCCCCGAAGAUCAGCAAUCUACGGAAGGUCAUGACCAACUUCCACAAACAGCAAAUGGCUAAAGAGGGGACUCCGUUGAUGAGUAAGAAGAAAGAGGAGGAAGUCAAGAGAGACGAAGAAGCCAAGAGAGAUGAAGAAGCCAAGAGAGACGAAGAAGCCAGCGUCACAUCGGAGAGCAGCGUCGGAGAGACAAGGACAGCAGAAGCUGUCAAGAAUGUUCAGGAGGAUGAAAACAAAAAUAAAAUAGCACCAAACAGUGAAACAGGAGUUGAUGCGACAUUGCAGCCAAAGGAAGCAACACCGCCAAGUUCCGAGGAUCUGUCCAGAUCAAAGCAGGGAACCAAACGAAAACGACAAGAGCUAGACACCCCUGAGGGUUCGGACGACGAACGCCCGAGCAAACCUAAACAGGCGAAACUCAUGGAUAAACUGGAGGAUCUUUUGGCUGAGUUCUCGACGGAGAAGUUGGCGGAGUUGCCAUCGGAUCGUCUGUUCCAGGCCCACCAGCACGUCAACAGUAUGAUGGAUUCGAUCAUGGCAGCCUUGAAGGUUAAAGUGAAGUCUCCAAGUUUAAAAAGCUAGCUGCUAUAAGAAAUUCCACCUUGUAGUGGACUUCCCCCCUUUUAUCUAAAAUGGUUUAUCCCAAACAGCAUCAUUUGUACAAAUUUGAAGGUCAGUAAACUGUGAUCAAAGGUAACAUUAUUUACAUAUCCCUCUUGGCUUAAACAAAUUUCUUAUAUUUAAGUUCAAAUAAGUUGCAAGAGAAAAAUGAGAAACAAUUAACUUGAGAUAGUUUUGUUGUAUUUAUAUUAAAAUUAUCGUUUAUUGGUUUUGGUCGGAUCUUGUUUGAGAAAAAAAAUCAUGAUUUUUAAAGUACCUUUUUCACCUAUCAGAAUAUUUUGUUGUAUAUUUCAAAUUUAUAUUUUUAAUUUCUUUUGUCCAAUUGAGUAAUUUCGUUUUUUCGGACACUUGACAAUUUGUUUUCAUUAGAAAAAUCUUUAAUUUUGUCUAACUUUAAAAGUUCAUAACUUUUAGGAAUUUGUUAUUUUAGUUUAAUAUGGGUUUGUAAAACAUAGUGCUGGAAGUAAACAAAAUGGUCAAAACUUUAAGAUAGAUGCACUCAGGAACACAAAUCAGUCCAAACCAUUGUGCCACUGUGACAAGGUUAUUUCGGCCAAACCAUUAUAGAGCCUUUUGCUGUAUUGAAAUUGGCAGCUACAUAUACGACUUUGAUGAUAGAGCAGCCAAUUAGGACUUACAAACAAAAAUUAUGUACAGAACUUUAAAAUUAUGCUUCAGCGCAUGAAUCCAGUCAAUGUUAAGAAAAUCUGAAGCCCAAGUUCCUUUACAUUUAACAGAAAUAAAAUCUGUAUGCUUUGAAAAGCAUUGUUCCUAGUAACAAAUACCAACCCAUUCUCGUGUAGAUUUUUUCUCUGGCGAUGUUUACUUAGAUAUCUUGAUAAUAAAUAUAUAAACAAUUGAACUGUCCUGUAAAUGAUCUGAACUUUUUUUUUUUUAAUAGGAAAUUGUUUAUAGCAUUUAGGUUCCACAAUUUUUUACUUUAAGGUUCCAGCAGAGCAUGAAAGGUUCUACAGGAACUUGUCUAUAGCGGUUUAUUUCUAGGCAAGUUGGCUAUCAUGAAAAUAACACAACAAU